This is a messenger RNA of Cyclocybe aegerita, 1407 nucleotides long. The record is from the annotation of a GenBank genome assembly. Lineage: Eukaryota; Fungi; Basidiomycota; Agaricomycetes; Agaricales; Hemipholiotaceae.
AUGCUCUGUGGGACGCGCAAACCUCCAGAAGAUUCUCAAGAUGCUGAAACGAGCAGCAGUGCUUCUUAUCGAAGUUCAAUAAGAGGAGAACAUGAAGGGGCUGAGGAUCAUCAUUUUGCUGUCUAUUGCCCCGUCUCACAGACGCUGAGCGCUGGUUCUGUCUAUGCUCUGUCUCUCAUGUCGUCGGGAAAUGGGUUUGCUCCACUGGAAAUGCUCGGAGUGCAAGGGCAGUCCGACAAGCAUUUCGAGCAAGGAAUUUCCAUUGGCGACGUUGGCUACUUCCACAAGAACGGAAGAUUCACAUACCUGUUCAACAUAUUUUACCCGGCAGACGAUCCCAUUCAGACUCGACACGUCCCACGCAAAUUCAGCCCCGUUGGACCACUAUCCGACUGGGAGAUCCAAAAAAUCUCCGACCACUUUGCGCCUGGGGCUGUCGUUGCCAGCGAAGGCGUCCAAGUUACCCAGACGUCUGAACCACCGAGACAGAUUCGUUUUUCGUCAUCGGCACGCGAAGGUGCUGUAGUCGUCUUCCCCACAGGCGGCGCUCGAGAGGACCUCGCUGAUACAUCCAAACUGUAUCCAUACAUCAAGGAGCACGCGGUCGACUGGUACCAGUCUCGCAACCUCUAUAGUGGCAGUGAGAAUAUUCUCCCUUCACCCCCAGGAAUGAACGGAACUCUCUUUGUUGUGACUGGCACCGACAGGGCAACUUCAUGUGCUACUGCGUUGUUUCCGAUGGAUCCGGACGUCGCAAUCACUUCUCAUUUAUUUGAAUACGAUGAAUCGUUAGAGAAUGCGUGGGUUGCAGAGAUCCCUUCCGCGAGAACCACGUACGUAACAGAGUCCAUGCAACCCGGUCAACGCUAUUCGAUAUUCCUCCGUGGGAUCACCAUAGCCUUGGGCGCACCAUCUUGGUUGAGACACCUUCCUCAUAUACCAGCUGAGGAUGUUCCUGUAUACGUUGCUCUUGCAAAGCCUCUUCUUCCGCCGCAGGGUCGUAUAGGUGCCCUUCUUGAGCAGCUUAGGGGUCUUGACAAACUCGCUUUUCCGACGAACUCCAAGCAGGUCAUGUUCCAUCCGGCAAUGGUUCUUCUACAGCUUAUGAUCGAUUAUGAGCCCUCUGUCGACGUGGCCAUUGUGGAGGAUUCAACGUGGUGCUCCCUGGUCGGCGGUCGGAACCUGACGCAUCCCCAAGUCGUUGAGCUCUUGAAGAAGGUUAUUCACUCCUACGAGAUCUCCAUUGCCGAUGGAAUCGCAACUCUUGUCGAAAAGCCAGAACAAAAGACGCGCCCAUCUCUACAUCUUGUGUUGAAAAGUCUCCUGCCAUGGGCCAAGCCCGUAUCAUUCCAGAAGAAGGCCUUACGUACUCUGCCCGCCAUUCUCCAUCGGCCGCGGUCACGAUAA